GGGGGGUGCGGAGGUGCUGCGGGCGGGCGCAUCCCGCGGGGUGACGGCAGACCGCCGGCUGUCCUGUGGUACUGCGUUAGGAGAAGGGAGAGAAACCGGGAGCUCGCUGGUGGUGCUCACCUGGCCAAUGCGCUUAAUGAAUGAAAAGAGGUUUUUUUUUUUUUUUUUUUUCCUGUGUUUUUUUUUUUCUUCUUCUUUUUUUUUGUUUGAUUUCUCAACCGCAGCGAGUCAGGGAGCCCUUAUGAGCCUGCAACAAGUGAGAUGCCGUGUUGAAAUGUACUAUGUCUUGAUGGUAUGCCUCAGGUUUGCAGGGGCAUUUUGUAAUCUUCCUGGUGUCAUUUCUCUCCAGGGUAUUCUACGACUGGAGAGUGCAAGUUCCUGUGGUGUUGUAACUUCACGGCACUGUGUACACAUGAGCAUACAAUGCUGACUUAACAGUGAUGUAUUUAUUAAUAAUCAGUGACGUAAGGCUAGUAUUUACUCGGAAUAGCUCAGGAAAUUAUCGGUUUCUCCCCAUGCUGUGGGCUGUAGGUGCCUUAAAUCGGAAGGAUGGAUUACAGUUAUCCUGGAAAUAACUGAGGCUGUGGGCUAGCCUUCUAUUUGUGACCUGCUGCCCCAUCUCUGAGCAGGCUUUGGCUGUGGAACAUGAUUGUAGCGUUCCACUUAAACAUGAGUAUCCAAAACAAAGAUGUAUAAGCGUGUAUAUUUCUAGUAGCAAUUAAUCAGUAAUUUAGCUUUUAAUACGUGACUAUAAUUUGUUACUAGUUAACUAAAAAAUUUCGAGUGUACAUCAACUGUGUAUGUCAUGGCACUCAGUGCUGUCCUUGGGAAAGAAGUUUCAUACAUUUUGCUUGCGUUAAUAGCAGGGUUUAUUGCAUGAAGUAGCGUUUGACAUCAUUAUUCUCUGUGGCUAUUACAAAAAAUAGCUGCAAAAAUGCUUGGAGAUUUAAUUAAAAGAUUGUAAGAAAUCUCGCAGUGAGUUAAGGCACGUGAUGCAAUAUAAGCAUGAACUUGUCAGGGGGGAGAGAACUGGAGAAACAAUUGGCAUGAACUCUGACUGAUAACCAAUGAUAUAUAUUUGUAUAAUUUAAAGGUAUUUUUACAUAGCUUUUGAGUUCAAUUAUUCUUAGACAUCAGUUUUGUAGGAUGUACCAUUAACUGCUAGUAGUUCAGCGACCGUUUAUCUGUAAAAAGCAUUUUUCAGCAGUGCCUCUGUGUCAGAUUCCUGGAUAUCACGAUUUAUUAAACAAUGCUGCUCAGUGAAACUUCCAUUACUAUGUGAUCAUUACACAAAUAAUGAUCUUUCUCAUCUGAUGUAAAUGUGUACUUCAUGUAAGGAAAUAUCACAAAAAGUAGGUGGCAAGACGUUAGAAUUCAGUUGAAUAUUGGGGCAAUGCCUUACAGCUUUCCAUAUGAUAUUGAUAAAAACCCACUAUCAAUGCUGUUUCUGACUCUGUGAAUUUUUGGAGAUGUGUGUCCAUUUAGAAUUCAACAAAAUGUAGCUCAGCCUUCAAUUACUAUCAGUAUAUUGUUUUCUACUUCUAACGGUGACUAAUAACAAUCAAUUUUGCAGGAAGUUAUAUUGUAGGAAUAGGGGAAAGUUUAAAAGUAGAAAGAAAAAUCUGUAUUAUACUUCUAAUUAUGUAUUCCUGUCUGGUAUACUGUGGGAUUUUGUUUUCCAUCUUCCAUUUUUGAGGCCUUCUUUUCUUUUUCACGUAUUCAAUGCACGUAAAUGCUAGUAUUUACUAGCCAGGUUUUGUAGCCUAAUUGUGCAUCACUAGAUACUUGCAUUUGAUAUUCAGAACUUGGGCUUCUUUUACUAGUUUUUAUCGCAAGAGUUUUUCCAGUACUGUCCGCUGACAUACAGUAAAACAGUUUCCAGGGCAGUUACUCAAAAGAAAUUAAAAUACAAUUAUAAAUUCUCCACGCUGUGUUCUCUUGGAAUCAGAGGUACAAUACUCUCCACUGGUAGUUGCUACUAGUUUCAUCUUAUUAGUCACUGCUAGACUUGUUUAAUAACAGACUCUGUCCCAACUUAGCAUGAUAUUAGAUGGUUCCUAAUUACUCUCGACUGUAUUUCCAUAACCAUUAUUAUUUUUUUUAUUUUCGGGAUCUGUUUUUCAGUCCCUUUAUAAGAAAUGUUCUCUGUGUGUCAACUAACUUUUUGUGAACUGUAAAAGGAAAAAGUUAGCACUCUCUUUCCUUGUAUUACUUCUGUUAUCCUCAACUCCUAUGUACCCAUGCCACAAGCACAAUGUGGGGCUUCCCAGUAGCAGGUCAGUUCCUAGGGAUUUAGCUGCUAUAGAGCACUUUGAAAAAAUCCCCAUACCCACCUCUCUUUUUGGUGGGCUGUUUUCUUGUUUGACUACAAAGGCGUUCCUAAAGCUGAACAUAAAUGAAAGAGCCAUAAGAUUUGUCUUCAGAUAUUUAGAUUCCCAUGAACAUGAAAUGAAAAUUGAAUCCUGCAUUAAAUAAUAAAACUCUAAGAUUUCUUUUACUUUGCUUGUUUUCUCCCCACCUCCCCAGCUGCUGUUUUGUAGUGGUUGUUUUUCUCAUAUAUAACAAGCAAAUAUAAACCUAAUUUUUGCAGGGUUUUUUUGUUUGUUUGUUUUCCCUGCUAGCUUAGGGAAAAUGAGGGAAGCAAGGCCUAUCUGCAGACUUUGUGCCUCAGAACUUUCACGGAUCUUGAGACAAUUUGAUCACACUCCAAUAUUCCUCCCUCUCCAACCUCACCUUCCAGCAUUUAUUUGGUCUCUUUGUCCCCUCCUAAACCACUCAUGAAUUGAGUGAUUGAACUCAACUGAACUAAAGAAUUGCAUCAUUCUCUGAUUCUAUUCGUGAUACGUGAACAAUAUAGCUAUGUUUAAUUACCUAUACUGAAGUAAUGCCUAACAGCCCGGUCAAGAUUUGAGCCGUCUUCCUUCUCACUGACAUGAGAAGGUUUCCUCUGUCUCUAAUACCAAAUGAUCUGUAUCAUGAGAACGCAAAUAAUUACAGAUUUGCAAUGGAGACAGGAUGUAGUCGUGAGAUUGAUGCAAAACUUCUAAUUCACACUUCCAAUGAUUUGAUUUAUGCUUGCAACAGUAAUAGACUCUUACAAUAGUAGUAGUUUCUGACCUGCAUGACUGCAAAUGGGGUAGGAAAAAAAAAAGGUAAGGUUUAUUUUUUUAUAAUAUAUUUCCAAACUUACAGUGGGAAGAAAAAAAAAAGAGUUCUAAGCAGCACCUUAUUGUCCGUUGCUGUUUUACUGACUUCCACUGUAAAUAGGAAAAAAUACAUCCUGCUUAGGAAGGAGGAGGAUUUGUAACUACCUCAAAAACCAGGUUGUAUGGAAUCAGCUACCAGGUGAUGCUUUGUGGACUUGCUUCGGUCACCCCCUUCCCUCAUGACUAAGCAGAUCACCAUCAUGCCAUGCAGUCUGCACAUUCAGGACAAAGUCUAUGAAUUCAAGUCUAUGAAUCCCAAAGUCUACUCUGCUGGUUGAUAAUUAGCAAUUUAAAAAACACAAGGCUUACGUCGCUUUGUGUGUGUAUGUUCAAGCACAAGUGUGUGUGAUGAACACUGAUGAAUGUGAAUGUAUGGUUAUGUCUGUAUUUCUCAGGCGUGUCUGUAGGUAAUGCAUUAAUCCUAUGUUAUGGAAAGACUUCCUGCUUAUCUCAGAAAUGUAGAAAGGCUAUAUAUAACUUCAGAUAACAUGCUGUGAUAAAUAUUGGAUAAUAUCCAAACAGAGAAAUACAGACAACAUUCCACUGUACCAAAAAAGUUGAUGCUGCUUUGUUGUAAGAUGCGUAGUCUAGGAAAAAAAAAAUGUCCCAGCUUCACUUAAGUCAGUGGAGAUCCUGGCAUUUUGGUAGAGUCAGGUUUGCAGUCUGCAUGCAGUGUUAGAAAUUUUGUUCUUUGAACCACUUGCUUCCACUAUUAAAAUCAGGUGGUGGUUUUAGUAUACAGAAAAUACAGAGCCUAACUCUAAAUGAAUUGCUGUUUGUCCAGUGAGGCUGAAUGUCUGAAAUGAAAUAGCCAUGAAUAUGAAUGAUAAUAAAAGCUGUAGGUAUUGUUCUUUAACUGUUUCAGAAAUGAAGUGAAACGGGAGUGAAAGGAAUAUUUCUAUUCCUUUAGUUCUGGAAUUUGUGUGAUCAACUUCUUUAUGUACUUUAAGUGAGAUGGUUGUGUUUUGCUACAGACCUAACAGUUGGGAUUAGUUUAUCGCAGGCCUUCAAAACCAGCAAGUGUUCCAGUUUUGGGUCUUAUAACAGCUGUUGUAAGAGGAAAAAAUAUACUUCGUGCUGUUUUACGGAUCAUUGGUGAUAGUAAUUUCAUGGCCUCCAUGGAGGAAUCGCGUCUUUCCUCUUUAUCACAAAUCUGAUUCUAACAUGUUUCAGAUUACCUUCUACCAGAACCCUGUUUGUUGUUUGUUUUUUCAUAGGGAACUUCCAGCUAUGGUGCAUCUGAUUUACCUGUAUGUAUUUAUACUGUUCUAGAGAUGUUAUUUUGUAUCACAGACACUUUUAACUGUCAUGGAAUACAUGUGUGAGGUAAAGGAGAGUGAUGGAAGUUUUUGUAGUGCAUCUUGUGUUUUUCCACUGAGGAGAGGCACAUUACUUUUCAGAGAACUUCAUAUUUGCACGAAGUAGCCCUGCCCAAUUAUGAUCUGGUCUUAAACUUUUUACACAAUAUGUGAUUACAGUUCAUUGCAUAAAAGAAGAUUUUAUGUUAUAAUGUUGCAUUAUAAGUCCAUAGUACUUGUGUGUUUGUUUUAGAUUUAUUGAGCAGAGAUGUUGAGUAAUUUCUGUAACUAUUCACAGUUGUGCAGCAACAAUUUUGAAGUUUGGGAAGGUUUGGACUUACGUUGCUAUGCACAUAGAAAUGGAGUGAUAUACAUUCUCACAAUUUAUUCUAGGGGAAUAUUUUAAUAUUGCUCUGAUAUAAUGUCUCACCCACAUUGGUUUGAAGAAUAUGUUAGACUACCAAAAGUGUCAGUCUGUUGCACUAAAAAAAGGAACUAUGAAAAGAAAAAUGUUAAUUACAGGCUUUAACACUCACACCAAGAUCUUCUAGUAGGGGUGGUCAGAAAAACAGGUUUUACUACCUAGGCUGGUGCUUUGUGGUGCUAUCUAAUGUGGGGGCUUGUGGAAAAAUGCAGCCACUUCUAUUUACUGCCUCUCAUAACGUACAUAUUUCCUCAUGAUAGGUUCUGACUUUUUUUUUUUAUGUCUACAGUAAAUAAAACUGAAGAAUUUAUCAUUUCAUCUUGAAUAUAUUUUACCUUGAGUUAGCAUUCACUGUUCCCUACAGUGGCACUUCAGCUACAAUAUAUUAUGCGGAAUCUCGUUUUUUAAGCCUGUUAUAGUGCAGAAUAUUGCUGAAUCGAUUACUAAUCCUAUCUAGGAAUUAAAAUAUAUUCAGCAAUCUUUUUUUUUUUUUAGCUACAGCCAGAGUUAUCUGUAGAUCAGUGAGUACAAAAGCAUGUGAGGGCAGAAGGUUGUCUUAUAUGCCCAGAAUGUUAUCUGUUUUCUCUAACCUUAUUCAGGACCAUAUUUGAUUGAAUCAUGAGGGAAUCUGAAGAGGCCACAGGCUGAGGUGCUCAUUCCUUCCAGAACAAUGAGAAAGUCUGCUGUUUGUUUUGUACCUUGUAGGAUAUCUGAACCCCAAAGUUCUAACGCUCACCCAGUGAUGCAGCUAUUCCUCUGAAACUGCGGAGUAAACUCCUGAUAGUGGCUGGAUUUACUUCAUGGAGUUCCUAACGUCUGUGACAGUUUUUACUGUAACUUUUAUUUAUCAUCUUCUAGAUGCCGUCAUUUGCACUUGAACUAUGAAUAUCUGAAAUGCCUGAUCUGCACAUCAAGACAUGUUAGCAUGUUUAAUUUUUAGACGUACUAGAAAUAUUGAGAAAAGCAGUCUAAUGUAUUUAUGUUAAAUAUCCCAAAGUAAUUUUCAACAUGAGUAGUUUGGCAGAUGACUGUGUGUUACACAACUCUCAUGUAGCAGUGUAGAUUUUUAUAGUUUUUGCCUAGAACAUGAUUAAAAGAAUGAAAACAAAAGUUCUGUAGAUACGCUUUCAUUUUCAGAAUUUCCAGCUGCUGCUGAAGAUGUUUUGAGAUGAUAAACAAGAUGAAACUAAGCUGAAUUUAGAACAAAGGAAUUAAACAGUUUUCUGAAUGAAAUAGGCACUAUUAAAAGGGUGAGGGUCUCUUUUUUUUUUUUUUUCUGGAUUUCUUUCUUCUUUUUUAAUUUUUAUUUAUUUUAUGCUAGAGGCAUUGCCAGAACUGCUAAAUUGGAAUGGAGUAAUUAAGUAAAGAUCUCAGCUAAAUAUUAGUUGUUAUAAUUAACUAUAAAUAAGCUUCAAAAUCAGUAUUUCAGAAGGCUAAUGUGACUGGGUAAUGAAUUUUAAAAAGGGAAUGAAAAAAGCAAACAUUGAAAAAUUCAGGUUUCAGGUUUUUAAUAAGUUUUGAAGUGUUUCUCAUUAUUAAGACAAUGCAAAAUAACUUCCAAAAAAAAGCCCUUGGAAGCUUCAUUAGUUGUUCAUAAUAACUUUUUUAUAUUGGGAUGUUUGCACUUAAGAAAUGCAAGCAAAUUCUGCAGUUGCUUUCCAUCAUUAGUAUCCCAGGUGACCUUGUUUCUGUUUUGCAACUUUCUUGGUGAAAUAGUUAUGAUCGCAGUUUGCCUGUCGUCCUGAACUGGUUAAUAGUUUUAGUGAUGUGGAUAAGAGCAUUAUGGCAUGAUGAAUAAGAGACCCAGGAGAGUUCCUUGCACAGUUUCCUUUGGGUACUGCCCAAAGACUUAUUCUUUGGGUCUGCCUCAUGUGAUUAGGCUGGCUAACUUUACCCAGCUACAUUGGGUGCGGUGGAUAUUAGUUUUGUUCACAAUUUCUUGUUUAGUUUUUUUUACUGUAGUCCAGUACUUUGCAUAAAGCACACGUUUGAAAUCAUUGUCUGAGUUUAGGUUACUUCUCAGGCUAGAUACAGUAGAACAUAGGGUUAUGCAAGUUACUUUCUGACAUAGAUAACUGCAUUUGAGGAAUUACUGUCUUAAAUUGGGUUACUAGUUUCAAAAGAAACGUUAAUUUCAGCCCUGUUGACAUAGGAAAGAAUUCUUGGCAAAUGGUCCUAGUCAUACUGGUAAACACUUUGGUUCAAAAAACACCUUUUUCCUCUGGGAAAUAUAUUUUCCUGUAGAUGUACCUUGAAAAUUUUGAGGAAAGAAGAUCUUAAUAAAAAAAAAAAAACAUAUUUUCCUAAAAACAUACCUUCAGGUUGUAAUUUAUUAAAUUAAAAAAGAAAAAAGCAAUUAAGCAUGCUAAAUGUCGCAGUGCAUAGUGCCUGCCUGGUUAUGAAACGAACCUGUGUCUAUCGGUCUGUCAGCAUUUUUCUUGUUCUGUGCAUUGAAAUGUGGUAUCUGUCAAAUUUUUAACGCAACACUUUUCUUAGGAAAGGCGUUUUUUAUGCAAGAAAAUAGUUGUAUUUGGUGCAACAGCCCUCUGAGCUGCUCACAGCAUGCUGCUUCAUCUUUUGUGAUGUAAUACUGAGGAUGUGGAAGUCACGUGCAUUUCUUUCCAUUCUCUUUUGGGUCAUCAGGGUGCCGCUUUUGAGUAGGAACUGUAUGAUACGUUAACAACAAGUGACAGCUUUCCUGUCAGUAAGGACAGGAGAACAGGCAGCGAGUAUUGCUGAAGUCUGAGAGAUUACAAUGGUUGACACAGAAAUGCCGUUUUGGCCCGUUAAUUUUGGAAUUAGCCCAGUGGAUCUGUCUGCGAUGGAUGAUCAUAUGCAUUCCUUUGACAUAAAGCCAUUUACCACUGUUGAUUUUUCAAGCAUUUCUUCACCACACUAUGAAGAUAUACCUCUUGGAAGAGCUGAUCAAACAAGCAUUGAUUAUAAAUAUGAUAUCAAGCUCCAGGAUUGCCAAAGUGCAAUCAAAAUGGAGCCUCCUUCUCCUCCCUAUUUUUCUGAAAAAGUGCAGUUAUACAAUAAACCUCAUGAGGAGUCUUCCAACUCACUUAUGGCUAUUGAAUGUCGUGUGUGUGGGGACAAGGCCUCUGGAUUUCAUUAUGGAGUGCAUGCAUGUGAAGGUUGUAAGGGCUUUUUUCGAAGAACAAUCAGAUUAAAGCUUAUUUAUGAUAGGUGUGACCUUAAUUGUCGCAUCCAUAAGAAAAGCAGAAAUAAGUGUCAAUACUGCAGAUUUCAGAAAUGUCUUGCAGUUGGAAUGUCACAUAAUGCCAUCAGGUUUGGGCGAAUGCCACAAGCGGAGAAGGAGAAGCUCUUGGCAGAGAUUUCCAGCGACAUCGACCAGUUAAAUCCUGAAUCUGCUGAUCUGCGAGCGCUUGCCAAGCAUUUGUAUGACUCAUACAUAAAGUCCUUCCCUCUGACCAAAGCCAAGGCAAGGGCGAUCUUGACAGGAAAGACGACAGACAAAUCACCAUUUGUUAUUUAUGACAUGAACUCUUUAAGGAUGGGAGAAGAUCAGAUCAAGUGUAAGCAUGCAUCACCACUGCAGGAACAGAACAAAGAAGUAGCAAUUCGCAUUUUCCAGCGAUGUCAGUUUCGCUCUGUGGAGGCAGUGCAGGAGAUUACAGAAUUUGCGAAGAACAUUCCAGGUUUUGUGAAUCUUGACCUGAAUGAUCAGGUAACUCUCCUGAAAUAUGGUGUCCAUGAGAUCAUAUAUACUCUCCUGGCUUCUCUCAUGAAUAAAGAUGGAGUUCUUAUAUCUGAUGGACAAGGAUUCAUGACACGGGAGUUUCUGAAGAGUCUGAGAAAACCUUUUUGUGACUUUAUGGAGCCCAAGUUUGAGUUUGCUGUGAAGUUCAAUGCACUGGAAUUAGAUGACAGUGACCUGGCAAUAUUUAUAGCUGUCAUUAUACUAAGUGGAGAUCGCCCAGGUUUGUUAAAUGUGAAGCCCAUUGAAGAUAUACAAGAUAAUCUGUUGCAAGCUUUGGAGCUCCAGCUAAAGCUGAAUCAUCCAGAGUCAUCACAGCUGUUUGCAAAAUUGCUUCAGAAAAUGACGGACCUCAGACAAAUUGUAACGGAACACGUGCAGCUGUUGCAAAUAAUAAAGAAAACGGAAACAGAUAUGAGUCUUCAUCCACUCCUACAAGAAAUCUAUAAAGACUUAUAUUAAUGGCGAUAGUAGUUCUUAUCCUCUGACAUAAUGUAUGUUCUUCAGAUUGCACUAUUUCUUUGAGAGAAAACUUUGCAUACUUAAGAAAUUACUGUGAAACAGCAUUUAAAGAAGAGAGAGCUUAGUAUAGUAGAUCUAUUUUAUGCAUAUUGUUUAUAAAGACACAUUUACAAUUUACUUUUAAUAUUAAAAAUAUCUAUAUCAUGAAAUUGUUGGCAGUAUUUUCAGAAUUAAUUUUUUUAACUAUCUUAUUUCCUAAAAUUGCUUGUCCAGUAUGAUUGAUGCUUGCUUCACUGAGGUUGGUUAAGCAUGCAGUUAAAUUUUCAACUUAAAAAUAAAAAUCUUUCUCCUUAAACAUUUCUAGGGAAACAUUUUAAGUAUUAUGUUUGAUUCUGUGCUCCCAAGGCAGCGGCAAAAUAACAAUGAAGUUGAAUCAUGGAUUAGCACAACUUCACACAAGGACUCAAAAGGUAAAAGUUAGACAUGUCAGGUCUAGUAGUUGUUCCUACCAUAAUAAAUUUUCAAACUGAUAGAGUUCUGUAAUGAGGACUUUGUAUACGUAUGAAUUAGGCCCAUCAUUUAUGGGCACUCAAAAACUUGACUCCAUUUCAAGCAUUAAUUGAGGAAUAUACACUGCUCAUCACUUUCUUAGAGAUUCUUAGGAAGCAGCCUUUUCACUUGCUCUGCUCAUACAGUUCCAAGACUGGAGAAGCAGUCUGCAUGGAGAUGCAGUGCAGCUGCCUCUCUGCCAUUAUCUGCAAUGCACAUGCCACACCAGCUAGUGCUAAUGCAGCCUUCAGCUACUCUGGGAAGUCUGUUGCUGGAAUGGGUUCACAUCAUACCAAAGUUAUUUGAUGAACUCUCAUUGAAAAAUAUACUCAGUCAAAAUGCUGUGGAAAAUUGGAAUAGGAUGACACCUCUUAAAUAAAAGCAAGAUUUGAAUUCAUUCUUGAAAACAUAAACCUGUAAUGGAAACCCUAGUAUAUUAAUUUGACUUGAGAUGUCAUUAUUUAUCACUGGGAAUGAGAAUGCUUUUGAGAGGUUCGAUGCUUUAAGGCUGCUAAUUUUAUUUUAUACAUUGCUCUAUAGUGUCAAACAAGAUUUCCACAGGGAGCAAAGUAUAGGAGAAUGCGUAAAUUUUUUAGAAGUAAAUUUAGUUACACUAUCUUCUUUUGGUAUUCUCAGUCCAAUUGUGAGAUUCCCUUAGAUUCACAUGUAUUGUGGCCACAUUUACUGUUUGUGAAUGUGUUUCAGAAACUAAAGCAAGUAUGAUCCACAGUGAUGUGCUCAAGAAUGGAAUUUUGGAAAGAAAAAAGAAAGCCACUAAUUGUAACACAUACUAUUGAAGCAAGGAGUGGUCCUUAAUUGAAUACGUGGCAAGAAGUGUGCCUUAAACUUAGACACAUUUACUGAUGAUAUGUAAGCAGACCAAAAGGGAGUAGAAUUGGGAAUAGGUGAUCAGGCUCAAUUUUCAGUGAGUCUAAAUCCGCCUUCCUACCAAUGUGGCCCUUGGAAAUCUUAGUUGGUACAAAAAGAGGCUGUCAGAAUUAAAUAUUAAAAUAAAUCCUUAAGCUUAUGCCUUACAUACCUGAAAAUAUUUCCUACUACUUAUUUCAGACAAACUCUGGGCCUAUGGUCAGUAGUGAGCAUUAUGCCUACCAGGAAGUGAUUGGAGAAUUGGAUCAUUCAGCCUCAAGGUUUAAAAUCCACAGAUGAGAUUUCAGUGAGAUGAAGUCAGUGUGAGGCUAAACAGCUUUGAUCUUCACUAAGUUUCAGGUAACUUAGGAAAAUUGCCCUACAACAAAUGGCGUGUUGUUUGUUAAUGCUCAAAUUGCAUGUUUUCCUGCACUUUAGAUUUAGGUACGUUGUGUGAACUGAGCAUUAGAUUCUGACAGGGAUUACAUGCACGGUAUUUUGUGGCUGUUACCAUUCAAAAGAAGUUUUUCUCACGAAUUUGUUUUCCACUGGGCACUGGCCAUUUGAAGUUUUGCCAUCUAUCACUUAGUGGAGAACCUCUGUUUAAUCGCAGAGUUCAUCCCCUCCUGUAGGAGGACAUAUCAAAGACUAACUGGUACCAAGAUAGACCACAGUUCCAACACCAAAUUCCUAUAAUAGUAACACACUGUCAAAAAUAUUAAUCUGAGACUGCAUUUCCCAUACAAUCCAAUUUCACAUUGGUAUCACUAGAAAUAAGAUACCAGAAUUAGUUUUAAAUAAAGAGGAAUGCUGAGGCAUAUUCUUACAUAAGUUAUUAUUAAACGUUAUUUGAAAAGGACAGUGGAAAAGGUGCUUUGAAAAUGAAAUUAAAUUAGUGACUUUGUUACAGUAAGAAUUUCUGUGUAACUAAGAAGCACAUUAACUCAGAGACCAUCGUUCUACUUCAUUCCAAGUGGUAGUACUUCUAGAAGUAUCAGUUUAGCAGUUGCACUGCUUGAGGAUUUCAGCCUAACGCAGACAUAUGCAAUUCAUAUAUUUUGAGAGUGGUAAUGUAAUGGCAGUCAUAAUGCUCUAAGGAUAGAAGAGAAGACAGAUUUGCAGGAACAGGUGUUGUCCUUUAUAAUUAUGGGGGGACUGAAUGCCCAAAUAGCCUAUACUUUUAAUUCAACUGUAUAAGCUGCUUUAAUAAAAUAUAUCGUUCUCCCUA
Gallus gallus (chicken) is the source of this 11755-nucleotide messenger RNA. It is a transcript of the gene PPARG, whose product is annotated as peroxisome proliferator-activated receptor gamma. Gene Ontology annotation, molecular function: zinc ion binding; RNA polymerase II cis-regulatory region sequence-specific DNA binding; nuclear receptor activity. Lineage: Eukaryota; Metazoa; Chordata; Aves; Galliformes; Phasianidae. The record is from RefSeq and is a predicted model, not a curated record. The transcript is spliced from 8 exons. Gene Ontology annotation, cellular component: nucleus. Gene Ontology annotation, biological process: positive regulation of transcription by RNA polymerase II; hormone-mediated signaling pathway; regulation of lipid metabolic process. Bases 7684 to 9111 code for a protein of 475 amino acids.